Molecule: messenger RNA, 3068 nt
Organism: Raphanus sativus (radish)
Lineage: Eukaryota; Viridiplantae; Streptophyta; Magnoliopsida; Brassicales; Brassicaceae
Product: disease resistance protein RML1A-like
Exons: 4
Coding region: 47-2974 (975 amino acids)
Biological process (GO): defense response; signal transduction
Molecular function (GO): ATP hydrolysis activity; ADP binding
Source: RefSeq, a predicted model, not a curated record
UAAUCAUUUAGUCUUCUCCAAAAUUCUUUGCAAGGACCAGGUACUCAUGGCUUCUUCUGCUCUGACUUACUCAAGGAGAUACCAUGUCUUCCCUAACUUCCAUGGCCAAGAUGUUCGUCGAACAUUUCUCAGUCAUUUACACAGAGAAUUUGUCAGCAAAGGGAUCGUGGUAUUCAAAGAUAAGGAGAUCGAAAGAAGUCAUACAAUUGGACAUGAUCUCAUACAAGCUAUUAGAGAAUCGAGGAUCUCGAUCGUUGUGCUCUCCAAGAAUUAUGCUUCUUCUGGUUGGUGCUUAGAUGAGCUUGUGGAAAUCUUCAAGUGUAAAGAAGAUCAAGGCCAGGUUGUGAUGACUGUUUUUUAUGACGUUAACCCAUCUGAUGUUCGGAAACAGAGCGGCAAUUUCGGAAGAGCUUUCGAAACAACUUGUCAGAAAAAAGCAGAGAAAGUGAAACAGAGAUGGACAAAGGCUUUGACUGAUGUGGCUGACAUAGCCGGAGAACACUAUCUAAAUUGGGACGAUGAAGGGAAGAUGGUGGAAAAGAUUGCCUCAGAUGUUUCCAAGAAACUGAAUCUCACAAUAGUCUCAAGAGAUUUUGAGGGCAUGGUUGGAAUGGAAGCACACUUGAGGAAAUUAGACUCUUUGUUGUGCCUCGAGUGCGAUGAAGUGAAGAUGAUUGGAGUUUGGGGUCCUGCGGGUAUUGGUAAGACUACCAUUGCUAGAGCUUUAUUCAACAAACUCUCUAACAAUUUCGGACUUAGUUGCUUUAUGGGUAACCUCGAGGGAGGUCUUAUGAAAAGCAUAAGGGGUGUUGAUGACUAUGCUUCCAAGUUGUGUUUACAAAGCCAAUUUCUGUCCGAAAUGUUGAACCAAAAAGAUAUGAAGAUACGACAUUUAGGUGCAGUAAAAGAAUGGCUACAAGACAAAAAAGUGCUUAUAGUUCUUGAUGGUGUAGAUGAUCUAGAGCAAUUAGUGGUUUUGGCUAACGAGCCUUCCUGGUUUGGUUCGGGAAGUCGGAUCAUUGUCACUACAGAAGAUAAAAAGAUUUUGACGGCACAUGGUAUUAAUAUUAUCUACAAUGUUGAUUUUCCAUACGAAGAAGAAGCUCUUGAAAUCUUCUGCCUGUCUGCCUUCAAACAAAAAUCUCCACAAGAUGGUUUUGAAAAGCUUGCAAAGAAAGCAGCAAAGAUUUGCGGUAAUCUCCCGUUAGGCCUUUGUGUUGUGGGUUCAUCUUUGCGUGGUGUGACCAAAUCCGAGUGGGAGCUUCAGUUAUCUGGGAUUGAAAAUAGUCUUGAUAGGAAAAUUGAGGACGUACUAAGAGUGGGAUAUGACAAAUUGUCAAAGAAACAUCAAGUUAUCUUUCUCCACAUAGCAUGCUUCUUCAACAAUGAGAAUGUUGAUCAUGUGACAGCCAUGCUCGCUGACGGUAACUUGGAUUUCACAAAUGGGCUGAAGAUCCUAGCCGAUAAAUCUCUGGUGCAUAUAUCAACUGAUGGGAAGAUAGUGAUGCAUUAUCUACUCCAACAAAUGGGUAGAGAGGAAGUUGUAAAACAUUCUAACGAGCCGGGGAAACGUCAUUUUCUAGUAGAAGCUCAAGAUAUUCUCAAUGUACUGUCAAACGGAACAGGUACUGAAUCUGUUGUCGGCAUAUCCUUUGAUACGUCCAAGAUCGGUGAAUUGUUUAUACAUCGUAGAGCCUUUGAAAGAAUGCAUAAUCUCCAAUUUUUAAGAGUUUACAGGAGUCAUUCCAAUGAAAAUCUAAGCGUGUGCACAAUAGAGGGCAUGGAUUAUCUACCUCGUCUAGAAGACAUGGAGUUUCUGCCUCGUCUAAGGUUAUUAGAUUGGAAUUCGUACCCAGGAAAAAGUCUUCCUCAAUCACUUCGUCCUGAAUUUCUCAUCAAGCUCAAUAUGCCAUCCGGAAAAUUCGAGAAGCUAUGGGGAGGAAUCCAGCCCCUUGUAAAUCUGAGGAAGGUGAAUUUGAACUUCUGUUUCAAGUUGAAAGAGAUCCCAAAUCUUUCUAGAGCUACUAAUCUUGAGACGUUGACAUUUAUCCAAUGCACGAACCUGGUGAAGUUUCCUUCCUCUAUUGUGAACCUAUACAAACUAACAAUAGUGAGGAUGUGGGGUUGCAACAAUCUACAGGUUGUUCCAACCGACACCAACUUAAAACAUAAUAUUAACCGGAGAUGUACCUCAACAAUAUUGAGAAGUUUUCCAGAUAUUACUAGGAACAUCAAUAAUCUAUGGAUCAGGGGUUCACCAUUUGUUGGUAGAAACCGCAACAGAGACUUCAAGAGACUACCCCAUGUUCCAGAAAGUGUAUGGAAUUAUGAAGACCUAAGCAGAAGUGAUAUGGAGAGGAUACCGGCUUACGUGAGGCCACAUACUUUUAUCAACAAAAACUGUACAAAACAAAGGCCUAAUGUUGUUAGCAGAGAACUCCAGAGAUUAACAACGCAUGUUCCACAACGUUUAAGCAAGCUAGACCUAAGCGGCAGUGGUAUAGAGAGGAUUCCAGAUUACCUCAGCGGUCUCCAUCGGUUAGAAACUCUAAUCUUGGAAAACUGUACAAAACUAAUAUCAGUGGAGGGCCUCCCCAGUUCUCUCAAGUACUUGCAUGCAAACGGUUGUGUUUCACUUGAGAGAGUGAAAUUCUCAAUGCUUUUACAGGAUUCAGAUUCAGUCAGAGAACUCUUUUUCCGUAACUGUUUGAGACUUGAUGAAGAAGCAAGAAGAGAAAUCAUAAAUCAUAGGUUUGCAAAAUAUGUAUGCUUACCCGGUAAACAAGUCCCACUGGAGUUCACUCACAAAGCUACAUCAACCUACAUAACCAUCUCUCAAGGGAAUUUCUGCACUGCUUCCUCAAGAUUUAAGGCUUGCGUCCGGUAUGAUUCAAUCAAAGAUCACACUCUUUUUAGUAUCUAUAUUAUUAAAGUUGAAGUACAAAUUGGAGAUGUUUGGAAACAAGGAUAUUAGAAUAAAUGAGAUAUGUUUGGCAACAUGAAUAGUAGAGAUGUGUACUUUCUUUUAUUUACACAUUUGACCAUUGUAUUUUCAAUAAAUUAAUAAC